This is a messenger RNA of Halteromyces radiatus, 2051 nucleotides long. RefSeq names its product armadillo-type protein. Gene Ontology annotation, cellular component: nucleus. The transcript is spliced from 10 exons. NCBI's taxonomy places the organism in Eukaryota, Fungi, Mucoromycota, Mucoromycetes, Mucorales, Cunninghamellaceae. The record is from RefSeq and is a predicted model, not a curated record. Bases 42 to 1946 code for a protein of 634 amino acids. Gene Ontology annotation, biological process: NLS-bearing protein import into nucleus. Gene Ontology annotation, molecular function: protein binding; nuclear import signal receptor activity.
CUUUCCUUUUUUUUUUUUUUUUAUCAUAUUGAUUCGCUCUUAUGACUAUCGACGAAUUUGACCCCGAUGACUUAUUAGUGGAAAUUAACCGCAAACUAGCAAAUGUUUCUAUUCAAUCUGCCAACUUGACAGAUACUGUCCAUAAAAACGCGUUAUCUUCUUUACGAUAUUAUCUACAUUCUGACAAUAUAGAAACUUGUUUUGUUGGUGCACAUAAUCUACGCAAGUAUUUAACCCAAGCAACAGAGCCAGGUCAUGUUGAUGAUCUAUUGGAAUUGGAUAUACUGCCUCGAAUUAAACAACUGUUAUCUUAUCAUGAACAUUCGGAACUACAAUUUGAAUGCGCAUGGAUCGUUACUAAUAUAGCCGCUGGUACAUCGGAACAUACAAAUGCACUAGUAGAAGCUGAUUUUAUUGGAGCACUCUUGGAAAUCCUUUAUUCCAAAAUUAGUACCACUACUUCAAAAGCACAGGCUGCUUGGGCUCUUUCUAAUUUUGCAGGAGAAUCGCCAGCUUUACGUGAAUUGCUUUUGACAAAUAGUGCUAUUGGUGCGGUGGCAAAUGUUCUGGAUAGUGUUUGUGAUGAAAUUAUGGAUGAUGCUAUUGAACGAUCUUAUUCAAGUGGAAGAGUUACUAUUCGAGAUCAUGAUUUAUGUAUCGAUGUCAAAGCUUUAACUUGGUCUCUCUCAAAUAUGUGUCGAGGUGGCUUCCGUACUGCUGAUUAUUGGGAUAUGUAUCUUCCUGCAUUUUAUUCCUUAUCUCAAUGUGCUAUAUUUGAUCACAAAGAUAUAUGGAUAGAUUCAUGUUGGGGUUUAUCUCGGAUUCUAUAUAACAUGCAUGAAGUGACAAGUUUUUAUGACGCGGUGCCUAUUUCUCCUCAACUUUGUUCAAGAUUAGCACAACUGCUUACUGAACGAACUAUCUCUAUCAUUGUGCCUGUGUUAAGAUGUAUCAUCAAUAUUACUUCUGGUCCAAAUGAAUAUUCAGCUUUAUUACUCGAUACACCUCUUCUUACAAACCUUGGAACUCUUACUCCUACCAGUAUUCCUAUCCCUAUUCGACGUGAUUCCUUUUUAGUGGUAUCCAAUCUAGCAGCAAGUAAUGAGACUUUGGUGAAUCAAGUCAUCCAAUCUCACGAAAUUAUGGAAUCUGUUGUUGCUCAUGUCCAUGUUCCUGGUCAUACCUAUCAUGAAGAUACUAUCCAAUGGUUCCCAACUGUAUCCAAUGCUUAUUAUAAUUUGGCGGAUGAAUGGAAGAUUACAACUGAGGCACUCUGGGCAUUAAGCAACUUGACAAAUUUGGCUAGUGAUGACUCCAUCUGUACCAUGUUAGCAUCUCAUCCUCAGAUACCAAAAUCACUCUCAGCACUUUUGAAUUAUAUGAAUAUGCCUUUAUCAACUUGCAUCAAAGGAUUGGAUGUGAUCAUCACCAUUAUCGGACGCACCAACAAGAUCGCCUAUACGAGAUUACCAUCUUCAGCACGUUUAACUGACCAAGAAAAUAAGGAUUCACCAUCCAUUCCUUCCUCCAGCAACCCAUACAUCGAACAAUUCAUCAAUCAAGGCUUACCCACUUUACUACCAUGUUUACGCAAAGUGCAUCAGAAAUCGAUGGAACUACAGAAAAGAUGUGUUAUCCUGGCGUCGUUAUUAGAAACUGCCGUGAGUUCAGAUCAAUCAUCCACUUCAGGAGACAAAUCCACAAUAACAACAACGACAACAACAACAACAACAGCAACGACAACAACAUCUUCAUCAUCCUCUGGAUCUACUCCAUCAAGUUCUACAUCGUCCAAUUUGGCAGCUAUGUUUGGCUUAUCACUUCCUCCUUCUUUUAUUACGACCGGAGCCAAUAAACGUCGGGUCUUACGGGGUCAUGAAGAUGGUGAUAUUCGAUUGAUUGAAAAUGCAGUUGGGAAUUUGUCUAUUACUGAAGGCGUUCAAUAGUUAAUAGUUUAUAGUAUUACUUCGUAUCUUUUUAUUUUUUUAUUACUAUUAGUAUUAUUCUUUUUUUUUUUAUUAUUAUUACUAUUAUUAUUAGUCAUACACGAU